GAAGCGAUAGCGAGCGUGCUUUUGCUAAUGUUAUUUAUAAAAAAGGUUAUGAGAGGGUCACACAUGCAUGCAUCCUACAACAACCAAAACUCUAAUCAAUUGUUAAUGAUGAACUUGUUUGCAUCUUGCGAACAAUGACUUGAUCUAAUGGUAUUAUCAUCGAUAUUGAAUCUGAAACACCAUGUUCUAAUCCCUGACAUAUGGAGCUUAUUAACUAUAAUAACAAACUAACUUAUAUCAUCUUUUAAAAAAAACUUUUUUGCAUCUUGCCCCUUUUUUAAUUCUUCAUCAUUAUAUGUAAACCCUUGCAGCAAAUCACAGGCUCGUAUGACAAGCAUUCAAUUUUCACCUCGAUCGAGCUCACAAAUUUCAUCAACUAAUUAUUCGUGCCAUCUCUUGUGGCUAGCUAGUUAGGCCUAUUGGUCUAGUUUGUAUGAUUCCUACAUAUCUUCUUUUUUUUAAGGUAACUUAAUUAAUCCCUACUCACUAGCUAGGUAGUAGAGCAAAUGAAAUUGAACUAAUAUUGUUUAGCAUUCAAACAUUCAGUAUCAUGGAUCCAUCUGUUGAUGACCGAAUUAAGAAACCAUUAUAAUAGAGAGAGAGAGAGAGAGAGAGAGAGAGCUUAAUUAAUUAAUUAUUAAUGGUUUAAAUGAUCUGCUGGAUGAUCGUAAGGACAGGAUGAUCGCUUGUAUGCAUUCACACGUCGCCGUGACUGGUAAAGAUUCCCGAUCCACUGGGACAUAAAGCUAUUUGUUAUUAGCAGCAGCGAAUGAAAGAAUCAGAGGCCGCAGGCAUAAUCAUGAUGCAUUUGUCCAAUUUUUAUUCGGAAUUAUGGUAAUUAAUGAAUGAUUAAAACAAGGAAAAUCCUUAACACGAUUGAAUGUUGUUUGUCGCUGUGCGGGGGAGUGGUUGGUUGGUAUAUGAUCCCAACAGAUAGGACACAGGUGGGGUGAUUAGCGAUGAUCAUAGCUAGCCUGGCUAUAGCUAGUUGCCCUGCUGCCAAUUAAGCAAAGAUGGUGAAAUUAGGCUAUAACUUAUAUCUACAGCAGUUUCGUUGGCGUUGGGCCAUACCAUAUGUUCGAUGAUCUCCUUCCUCGUUUUCACAUUUCGAUGAACCACUUAGUUUCGAUUGUUAAAGAAUCCGUUCGAUUCUAAUAUUUCGAGUUGUUGGGAGAAGUUCGAUAAUGGAUCAUAUACCAUUUACUCAGCACAUCUCUUCAAACGAAAGCCAUUCAUAUAGGUUUGAAAUCAAGAAUCAUUUGGUCCCGAUAAUUAAUUCGAGUUGUCGAUCGGGAGAGGUUUGAUAAUGAAUCAUAUACUGUUUACUUAUUAACACACCACAUCAAACGAAAAAGCCACUUAUACAGAUUUGAAGUUUGCACAUGUCCGGAUACUAAUGUGCUUAAUAGAACGGAUGGGGGUCGUUGGGAUUCGAAGAAAAGAGCUCUCGGCCGUCACAGAAGGCUCUGAUACCAUGUCAAGAACCAGUUAUUCUCAAUAACUCGAGUUGUUGGGAGAUGUUCAAUGAUGGAUCAUAUAUAUACCAUUCACUUAACACCAAUAACUCGAGUUGUUGGAAAAAAUGGGUUUGUAUCAAACCCCCUCAAAUGAAAGUCAACUUGUGGGGGUUUCAGCUUGCUCAAGUUGAUCAACAUAUCAUGUCUUGUGCUAAACCAUCAGGCUUACGGUUUGCAGACAUUAUAUUAUAAACAUAUCAUUCCUUGGGGUAAACCAAUCGUUUAUAUUGGAGGGUUACAAGGAUUUGAACCUUUGACCUAUUGAUCGAAGGCUACAAUACCAUGUAAACCAACAAACCACUUUGUUUCAAUAACUCGAAUGAUUUGAAAAUGGUUUGUAGAGUUUUUUUAUACAAAUAAGCUCUAGCCUAUCGCCACUCGCCAGCAUGUAAAACACUCGCAGACAAGAGGAGGAGAAGGAGGAAACGCACAGCAGCAAAAGAGUAAAUUAAACGGGAACAUAUUGGGCCUACGACAAAUGAUAAUUAACAUUAAUGCAGAGAUCGAUCCCAGCCACAGUAGCAAUUAGGGUGGAGUUGACUCGAUUGAUUUGGGCUAAUUUGAACUCCAUCUGUAGCCCAAGUGCUGCAUAUAUAAUGAUGUUCCCCAUUAGCAAAGGAAUCCCUAGCUCGAAAACUGCUGAUUGGUUUACGUUUCAUGUUGUUUGGUAAUCAAUAUAAUGAUCUCUGUAUUAUGGGUUAUAACCCACUAGAUUUGGUUUCUUAGUCUAUGCCCUUUCGGGAAAGUGGGAGGGAACCCUAAAACAGUAUAUACCAAUAUCAUCAUCAUCAUUCGUUCGUUUUUUGCUUUACUUGCCUGCAAUUCAUUGCUGCAAAUUUGCAAUGUAUGCGUAGGCAUGAUGAUUAAUAUAUAUAUAGGAGCUCCCACAGUUGUUGUUUAAUGUCUAUGAGUAGUGCUCAAGAUUGAUCAUCAGAUCAGGUGGGUCACUAAUUAAUCUGCUUCCCACUAAUGAUCAUUAUUCUGCCUCCAUUUCUGUGAUUGUUUGUUAAUAACCACAGUUUUGGAAAACCAGCUAGCCUCGAUAUAUAUACGUAGUUUUUCCAUAGUCUUGUCCUAUCAUAAUUUGUUUAAAUCAACAAUUGGUUUUAGAAGUCGUGAAUAUUCGAAGAUGAGAGCUCUUGAUUAAGCCGAUUUGAUUUCUUUUAUUUUUUGGGUAUGUGCAUCUAUCAUUUAUACAAGUUUCUGAAAUUACUAAAUUCAUUAGAAAUUAAAGAAGAAGAAAAAAAGGAAGAGUUGAUAUACGUACUGAUCAGCUUUGAUGUCUACAGCAUAUGACUAGUUCUUGUGUAUUAGGUAUUUCUUUAUUUAAUUAAGUACUAAUGAUUUCAUUAUCAAUUAAAGAUUUUAAUCAAUAUGGAAGAAUGCAAAUGCUUAUUUUACUUGUAUAUAUGUGGCGGACAAAAUUAGGGUUUCCCAUUAUGGUUGCACAUAAUUACGUGGACCCAUACUCGACCCAAGUUUUAGAAGCCCAUUGUUUUUUCCAUAUACCUGUUUUCUAAUUAUGUGAGGGACUGAGGGUCGACUGUAGUCAAGAUACUAUUUUCUUAUGUAUUAUUGGCUACCAUCACUAAUAGUGUGUUUAAUUAUAGUACCCUCCCUAAUUUUAUAAUACAUAAAAUUUAUGACAGGUUUACGAAUUUGAUAUAUGUCAUUUAGUAUAAACCUUAAACCAACCACUCAUAAAAAAACUAAUUACCUGUGUUGUUUAUAUAUUAAAUCUCGAUCUGAGAUUUUCCGAAUAAUAUUAACGUGAUUUGACAAAUCUUGUAACAUUUUGAGUUAGAGUGAUAUGUUUCAGCUACAUAUCUAUCCGAAGGAUAAUAAAAUAAUUGAGCUGAUCCAUUAAUUUCAGCCAAAUAACAAAGUUUUUUUUUUCUCUUCGUAACAUUUCAGACAAAUACCAUAUUGACAAAGCACGAGUGAAAUUUAUAGUUCAUAUGAAACAAUUCAAUUUUAAUUAACAAAACGUGUUUUGAAGUGAAAUGGAAAAGUUCUUGUAAGAACUCUGAAGUUAAAUGUGUGCUCAGCGUGGAGCAGUGCAGAGAUGUGUGACCUUCCGGGAAGUAAUUGUGAUGCACUCAAAAGCCAAACCAUGCGGGGUAGGCUCAAAGCGGACAAUAUAUUGGUCAGAAAGGGUCGAGAUGUUACAAUUGGUAUCAGAGAUCUUCUAUACGUCCCUCUUGAACGAUGGUGGGGCAAAACCUCAACAAGGACCUUGCGUCCUUGGGGGAGGAGGGUGACACUUUAGGUAAAUCUCACUUCGACAAAGCAUGAGAGAGAUCUAUGGUUCAUAUGAAACAUUCCAAUUUUAACUGCAAGAACGUUUUUGAAUAAAAUGAAAAAAUUCUUGUAAAAAGUCUGAAGUUAAAUACAAAAAUAAAAUUCUACAAAAUAUGACAAAAACAGACAAUAUCUUAACGAGGAAAGCUUGUAUGCUACAAUAUUUUCGCCGGCUAGUGAUGAGGUGCACGUAAUUACAAAAAUUUCACCGUCGUGGGACGCCAUUAUUAUAUAAUCCACCGGAGAUUAAGUGGAGGGUCCAAUCCAAGGUCUGACCAUGAUUAGAUUAAAAUGGUGUGGACAGGGUGAUGGCUCUUCUUUGUCGCCUGCUCCCUCAGCAUAUUUACUAAACUACCUUCUUUGUUGCUGUUCCUUCAUCCCAGAAUCUUAAUUAGUAACUUAAAAUUCAGUCAUUAUCCCAGCGGCAAUAGUGAAUUAAGGGGAAGAGGAGUGGAGGAGAGUUGUUCAUUAGGGUUGGGAAUCCGAUCAAACUGUAUGGGAAACUGUGGUUUAAAGUUUAAAUCAAAUCGCAUGGUUUGAUCUGGAUUGUGAGACAAGAAUUACGGUCAAGUCUGGUAUGUGUUCUCCCUUUAACGAAGAAAGAAGUUUAUUUUACUCGUUUCGUUUGCUCUCGUCGGGACUCGUCUUUGAAAUCUUGAAAGGAGAAAAAUAUUCCUAUGAUGACGUAGUUUGGACCGCGAGAAACAUCGGUUUACUAUGGCAGACCGUGACCCACUACUCACUAAUUCGAACAAAAAAUAACACUAAACCUCCAUUUCUGCGUUUGGAAGAACAACUCAAGCCUGAUCAAUGCAACCAUGGCGAACAAAAAAUAUGAUCUUACUAUUAUGGAUUUCAGUACAAGCACAACCAAUAUAUUGAUUCCUCGUCCAAGUGAAAACCAAACGACUACUCAAGCAAUGCCUUUUGCGUUAUCUUCUAAUGAAAGAACCACACAAAACAAGAAAAUAUGAGAAAAUCAUCUCCACUUGCCAUGAUUAAACUCUGGAGUUGAUGAUAUAAAAAUGCAAAACAAAAUUUAUUACCUGGGUGAGAGAUAAGAGAAAUUAUGUCGAGCAAAGUGACUAAAACCCAGUUGUUUGAAACGGUCUCGAAAUCUUCGCGAUGGGAAUUCUGAUUGAUAAUCUUUCGGCCCACCUGGAAAAGGGAGAGAAGCGAUUAGCACAAAAAGAGGGAGAGGAAUUUAUUUGUUGUAUACUUUAUUUUAAGUGAAUACCAUAUAGAGUAGUGAAAACUGUAGUGGGAGUAAGAAAUCAAAAGAGUCCACUACUCCCGUCAUAUUUCUUCGUGGGUUAGUUACAAUCACUAAAUUUUUUUCACUAUGAUAUUGGCACUAAACAUUUUAUUUUUAUGGAUAUCAGGGAUGAUAAGAGGAACGAGGAAUAAUGAAAUUUUGUUGAGCAU
Molecule: messenger RNA, 5243 nt
Organism: Linum trigynum
Lineage: Eukaryota; Viridiplantae; Streptophyta; Magnoliopsida; Malpighiales; Linaceae
Source: the annotation of a GenBank genome assembly